AGAAGAUAAUCUCUACAUGAGUGAACGUCCCUCCUGGCUAUGUGUUCAAUGGUUCAGAGACUGUAUAUAAAGGAAGAGUGGGCCCUUUAAGUUUUCAUCUUCUUCAGAUCCUCGAUCAGUCUUUGAGACGGACAUUUCCGUAGUCAAACUGCCAUAAUGUACAAGUCUGUUAUCGCUGUUCUUCUCUUGGUCGCCAUGGUUACCGCCAAUGGUGGAUACGGAGGUGGUUACGGUGGAGGCUGGGGAGGAUUCGGUGGAGGAUGGGGAGGACUCGGUGGUGGAUAUGGAGGUAAAGGUGGAUGGGGCUACGGUGGAGGACUAGGAGUCGGCCUUGUUGGUAUUGGUGGAUUCGGUGGACUCGGCGGAUGGGGACGUGGCGGCGGAUACGGAUACGGAGGUGGAUACGGAGGCGGAUAUGGUGGUGGAUACGGCGGUGGAUACGGUGGUGGAUACGGUGGAUACGGCAAAGGUGUUGUCAGCGUCUUGCCCGUUGUUGGAGUCAGUGGUGGCUAUGGAGGCUACGGCUAUGGCGGCAAAGGAUACUACUAGAAGAUAAAUCUGAGCUAUUUUACACAUUACCAUUUAGAAUACAAUCAUGUAAUUAAAGUAACAGAGAUAGAUCAAA
Molecule: messenger RNA, 625 nt
Organism: Biomphalaria glabrata
Lineage: Eukaryota; Metazoa; Mollusca; Gastropoda; Planorbidae
Product: ctenidin-1-like
Exons: 3
Coding region: 157-549 (130 amino acids)
Source: RefSeq, a predicted model, not a curated record